AUGACGCCUCGCGAUCUUGUUUCUCCUUUCGUGGGCUUCACUGAUGAUUUGCCAGAGUUGAGCCACGGAACUGAAGAGGCCAUGGCUUCGUUCGAUCCGGACGUGUUAAACCAAAACUCCGCGCACAAGCCGCACCAAUGCGCUAACGGAACUGCCAGCUCCGCGCACGAGCCGCACGAAUGCGGUAAUGGAACACCGAGCUCAGCGCACAAGCCGCACGAAUGCGCUAACGGAACACCGAGCUCCGAGCACAAGCCGCACGAAUGCGGUAACGGAACUCCGAGCUCCGCGCACAAGCCUCACGAAUGCGGUAACGGAACUCCGAGCUCCGCGCACAAGCCGCACGAAUGCGGUAACGGAACUCCGAGCUCCGCGCACAAGCCUCACGAAUGCGGUAACGGAACUCCGAGCUCCGCGCACAAGCCGCACGAAUGCGGUAACGGAACUCCGAGCUCCGCGCACAAGCCGCACGAAUGCGGUAACGGAACUCCGAGCUCCGCGCACAACCCUCACGAAUGCGGUAACGGAACUCCGAGCUCCGCGCACAACCCACACGGAUGCGCUAACGGAACCCCAAGUUCCGCGCACGAGCCGCACGAAUGCGCUAACGGAACCCCAAGCUCCGCGCACGAGCCGCACGAAUGCGCUAACGGAACUCCGAGCUCCGCGCACAAGCCGCACGAAUGCGCUAACGGAACUUCCAGCUCCGCGCACAAGCCGCACGAAUGCGCUAACGGAACUCCAAGCUCCGCGCACGAGCCGCACGGAGUGUAG
Bacillus rossius redtenbacheri is the source of this 774-nucleotide messenger RNA. RefSeq names its product autotransporter adhesin BpaC-like. The record is from RefSeq and is a predicted model, not a curated record. The transcript is spliced from 2 exons. Bases 1 to 774 code for a protein of 257 amino acids. NCBI's taxonomy places the organism in Eukaryota, Metazoa, Arthropoda, Insecta, Phasmatodea, Bacillidae.